Molecule: messenger RNA, 9824 nt
Organism: Xyrichtys novacula (pearly razorfish)
Lineage: Eukaryota; Metazoa; Chordata; Actinopteri; Labriformes; Labridae
Source: the annotation of a GenBank genome assembly
UUAUUUUUUUAUUCAGAUUGGGCAGACUGUUAGUAUGUCAGUAAAACAUAUAACCUUGAUUGAGAAUCUCCUGAAAAGUAUCUGGUAACUCGUGUGUUGGUGACUGUCAUGUGAAGUGUCAGUUUGUAACAUGACUCAUAGCGUCACAGGCGGAAGGUCACGGAGCAGCAGAACGGAACUGAAGCGGGAGUAAAAAGCCUGUCCGCCAUUGUGGAAUAUGGUGAGGGAUAUUUCACUAAGACACUAGUCACUUUCAGGUUGGCUAUUUAACACCUAGCCGGCGGCUUUAACCAACACAUUAGCAGACGCUUUCACCGCAGACACCGAGACGCCGUUUGUAAGAGCCAGAAGGAGAACAAACGGAUCGUCGUCAGGUCUGAGCACGGGAGGAAAACGCUGCCUUGUACCCGCUACAGAGUGAUUGGACAACCCGAGAGAGGAGCCAGGAAAGCACCGGAGAGCAGAGAGAGAGAGAGAGAGAGAAAUAGAGAGAGAGAGAGAGAGAGAGAGAGAGAGAGAGAGAGAGAGGGGGAAGCCGUGGACAGUCUUCUCUAACAGCGAUCAGUUUCGGUUCCUGGAGGAUGUCUGCGACCACAGUCGAUCAGGUUCGUGUACUGACAGCUCUUCGAGGCAUUUGCGACGAUAUGAAACUUUGCGGACAACAGUUGGAUCUGGUUUGUCAUGCCGGAUCAAACAGGCUAAAAAGUCUCUGAUAUAUGAUAGCUAUUAGCUGUAAUGUAGGCCGACUGUAGCCGUAGCCGCUUGUCAAUGCGGCAGCGUUUAUUGCUGGAUGUCAGAGCCUUUGACAACCUGUAAAUGUGGCCAUCAGGACCGAGGUUUAGCUCGAGGUUACCACCAUCAUCGACUGCUAUGUUUAUCUGUGGAGGGUACAGUCUGCUCCUUAUGAGUGUAUGUGUGUCCGUGUGUCUUGUUUCCUGUCGUGAUUUGACAACGGUGUCAUCUUUUUUUCUCUGUGCUGCCCAUUAUUUCAGAGACCCAAAGGACAAGGAAAUAAAGGUAAGUGGCGUUUAACCAGGAGAUGGCUCAUGAAUGUGUUACAGCCAGCUGUUUUGGUUUCAAAUUAGCUUCAAUGUAUGGAAGCCCUGAGCGGACAUGGAUCAAUUUUAUUUAUUUACUUGGGUGUCCUGUGAUAAGGAAUAAAUCUCGGUUUUGUUUUUGAGAUCCCAGCUUAUUUUUAUCGUCUUAUUAUGUGAAAACAAAGCUGGUUUUCCUAUUUUAACAGAUUGAUUUAUGAUAUUAUCUUGUGGCAGCAAGCCUGGUGUUCUGGUGAUGGCAUUAUAAUUUUCCAGUGAUUUAAAAAGCAAAACAACAGGCUGGUGACUGUGAUAGCCCAAACCUUUACAUGGCAUGCAACCACUGCCCAAACUGAGAAGGUAAGUGAAGCCUUUUUUGUGUGUUUGUGUAAUGAUUUGCAAUGAUGGAGUUGUGACUUAUGAUCCUUUGGCACCAAAUUGAGAUUUCACAAAAACAACUGGAAUGAACUUAUCACAGAAAAACCAAAUAAAUAAUAUGUACAGACACAUGUCCUCCAUGGGCUUCCUUAUAAAUGCUGUCAUGGCACUGUAGAGGUUAAGGUUUGAAGCUGUAGCUAGAAAUGCAGAUUUUAUUUGCCCCGACUGGUGGUGUGUGUGUUGCACAACUAUUUAAGAGUUCACCUCUUCAUACCAAAUAGGGUGAAUUGAUGCAUCACACAGCUCCAUUGCUGAACACAUGAUGAUAUGUCCUCUCUUUCCAUCCUCAGUGCAAAACGGAUCAAUGCAUCAAAAAGAUGGAGUGAAUGAUGAUGACUUUGAGCCUUACUUAAGCAGCCAGACAAAUCAGGUAAUGACCCACAGCAAACCACAAUAUGGCCUCUGUGUGUGUGUGUGUGUGUGUGUGUGUGUGUGUGUGUGUGUGUGUGUGUGUGUGUGUGUGUGUGUGUGUGUGUGUGUGAAAGCUUGUAGGCUCACGUUGUGGACAGAUCAGUUGCACACAUUGGUGUCAGCCAUGAAACAAUUGAAUACAGUCACCACAGUGUGAUUGUUUUUAGGAAUGUCCCAAUCAGCUGUUUUGGCAGCUGAUUUUGAUCUGAUUUUUUUAAUAUUGUGCCUCUGCAAGUGUUUAGAUAUUAGAGCUUCACACAUUUUUGUGUACAAAAAUAACUUGAAAUAAUUAAAAUAACUAAAACAUUUCUUUGGGUUAUUCAAUUGAAUAUAGUCCUGCAAUAAUUGUUGCACAGUCACAUCUGAUUAGUUCUACACGUUCUGCUGUUUGAAACCUACAAACCUGGUAUGCAUGAACACUUAAACUGAAGGUGAUACUUCUCUUUCACAACGGUGGCACAAGGCUGCUAGUCAUAGAACAUAACUAUUGGACAUUAAUUCAGCUUUCUCACAUUAUAUCUUGCCGUUUUCACUCCUAUUUUUUUCACAAAGCAGAUCACAAUAUCAACUGACUAGAAUUUUUUUAAACUUGGAGGUGGAGGCAUCAACCUAGAGUCCAGUUUGGCUUAGCGUUAACACAAGACAAUCAUCAGAGCUCCAGAUGUCUUUUGUAAAAAAACAACCAAAAAAACAGUCGCAUCAUGUUUUACAUCACCUUAUAUGUAAAAACUUUGUUGUCCAGCUCUGCUUUGGUGAUGUCUUGACAUCUAGCACUAAGUCAGGGUGACAUCCUGCAGACCCAAAAGAUGGCAUAUUCUCUACAAGAGAGACAGGCUGGUUGUACAAAGCAAUGCAUUUAAACAACCUCCUUCGUUAUUUAUUUAUUUUUAGCAUUUUUGCUUUCUUGAAGACAUUUAUCCUCCUCGUCAAAAAACAGAGUUUGAUGCUUUGGUGAAAUAGCCUUUUUAAUUUUCUGAUGUUAUAAUACCACUUCGCAAAAAUGAUUAUGCUGCAUACGGUAUGUUGCAAGUGGCUGUUGAGCAUUCUAGUUAAAAAUGUUUUCUCAGCACUGACAUCUUAGCUGGUGUAACAGACUGUCCUGUGUUUGGUGCUUCGGCCUUUUUGAGACCAGUGUCCGUGGAGAGUUAGUAAAGCCUGCUGUAAAGUAGUGGUUGUUGAUUGAUGCUAUGAAGUUUAAUGUCAUAACAUUUUCAUAUCAAGUAUACAGUUGGCAAUCCCAGAAUGCUCAGUUACAUUAAGUCUCUUGUGUUCUGCUGCAAGCUGUGCAUAGCAACAGCUGAUGUAAUUGUUUGGCUCAAAUUCUCGAUCCCUAAUAAUAAUGAUGAAUAAAAGUCCAGAUCAGCUCUGAUCUAAUAGUUGAGCUCAGGAUCACGACUUCCUUAUUUUAAAUUUUCUUGCGUGUUGGAAAGAUAUUUGAUCUUGUAAUUGACUUGAUGUCACACUAUGCUGACUGUUCCUAUAAAAGAUGCCAUGUAAACUGAGUGGAGCUGGUAAUGAAUAAACAUCACUCCUUACUCUUUAUAAAAAGUUGAAGUUACAUCAAAUGUUUAUUUAUUUUGUGAAAAAAACCCACAGUUUUUUGUGCAGAACAUUAACCAGCUGUCUCCCUUUAUCACACAGAGUAACAGCUAUCCACCAAUGUCAGACCCCUACAUGCCAAGCUACUAUGCUCCAUCCAUUGGUUUCCCUUAUUCUCUGGGAGAAGCUGCUUGGUCUACAGCAGGAGACCCCCCAAUGCCCUACCUAACUACCUAUGGACAGAUGAGCAAUGGUGAGCCACACUUCAUCCCUGAUGGUGUGUUCAGCCAGCCAGGUGCCCUGGGGAACACCCCUCCCUUCCUGGGGCAGCAUGGGUUCAACUUUUUCCCUGGCAAUGCAGACUUUUCCACCUGGGGUACCAGCGUCUCUCAGGGUCAGUCCACGCAGACCUCUGUCUACAGUAACAGCUAUGGGUAUGCCCCCAGCUCACUGGGAAGGGCCAUCACGGACGGACAGGCAGGGUUUGGAAGCGACACUCAACUGAGUAAAGUUCCAGUGCUUAACAGCAUUGAACAGGGUAUGACAGGGUUAAAACUGGGUACGGACAUGGUGGCAGCUGUCACCAAAACUGUGGGUUCACCUCUAAGUGUCACAGCAGGUAUGAGCAGCAUGGCGGCCAAUAGCCUCCCCCCGUCUGUCAGCUCGUCUGCACCUAAACCCGCCUCCUGGGCAGCCAUCGCCAAGAAACCGGCCAAGCCGCAGCCCAAGGUUAAACCCAAAGCCAACAUGGGGAUGGGGGGAGGUGCUGCUAUUCCUCCACCCCCCAUAAAGCACAAUAUGAACAUUGGUACUUGGGACGAUAAGGGCUCUCUUAACAAGCCCCCACUAGCUCAGACUAUGAUGCCCCCGCAGCCUCUUGUGCAGCAGCCUCUCUUGGCUCAGCACCAACCCUUAUUGCAGAACCCUCUGCCCCCUCAGCCUCAACACCAGCCCCAACACCAACACCAACAUCAACACCAACACCAGCCCUUCCAGCUCCAGUCCCUUCAGUCCCCCCAACACCCCCAUUCUCUGCCCCCUGGCCCCCCACACCUGCACCUCACCUCUCAGCCUGGUCCCCCACAGCCCCUUCAUCAGCAACAACCCCAGCAGCCUGGUCCACCCCCUAACCGCUGGGUGGCACCCAGAAACCGUGGUGAGGGCUUUGGUCUGGGCGGUGGGAUCCCAUUGAGUGCCUCUCCAUGCUCUGGAGAAGUACAUCCCGUUCUGGAGAAACUCCGCGCCCUAAAUAAUUAUAACCCCAAAGACUUUGACUGGAACUUGAAAAAUGGACGUGUUUUCAUUAUCAAGAGCUACUCAGAAGACGACAUCCACCGCUCCAUCAAGUACUCUAUCUGGUGCAGCACAGAACACGGCAACAAGCGUCUGGAUGGCGCCUACCGCUCACUGGGCAACAAGGGGCCCCUGUACUUGUUGUUCAGUGUCAACGGCAGUGGGCACUUCUGUGGCGUGGCCGAGAUGCGCUCACCGGUGGACUACAAUGCCUAUGCAGGCGUCUGGUCUCAGGACAAGUGGAAGGGCAAGUUUGAGGUGAAGUGGGUCUUCAUCAAAGACGUGCCCAACAACCAGCUGCGACACAUUCGGCUGGAAAACAAUGACAACAAGCCAGUGACCAACUCCAGGGACACUCAGGAAGUGCCUCUGGAGAAGGCCAAACAAGUGCUUAAAAUAAUCGCCACUUACAAGCAUACCACCUCAAUCUUUGAUGACUUUGCACAUUAUGAGAAACGUCAGGAAGAGGAGGAGGCUCUGAGGAAGGUGAGAUAAACACACGUACACAGAACCCUUUUUUCUGUGUAAACAGCUUGUUUGUUUGCCAGAGAGUUCACUAUAGUUACCUUUUAAUCCAAAGGGAGGCUAACUUUCACUGAGUCACCGCUACAGCCUGUUGCCAGACUAUAAUCAGCUGAUCUGGUUCCACCUGCUCUCGCUCAGAGGUUGUAACUUCCUUUGGCUGAAUGAACACUCUGGCGUAAAUGGAAGUUCCCAGAGGCCUGUCAGCAGACUGACAUGCUACUGUAUUACUCAUAAGCAGGUUCAGGAAGCUGUGAUUCCUCAUCAGCCAUCUUGUGCUGCUGAGAUUGCGAUGCUGAUCUGCCCAAGUGGAGUUAGAUGCAUGGAGGUUUCCUGAAAUAGCCUGCAUUCCUGGCAUUCCUCUCCUUCAGACAAAGGCAGAUGUAGGCUCUGAUCUCCCUUUGAACGCAGAGCCUCUCGGCUCUCCACAGGCUCCUCAUGCUUUAUUAGUCUUUAACAACAUAAGCCCUCGGCCUGCAAACUGGCUGCAGUGUGCCUCAGAGUUAGCAGUUUGCCUCAGAUGUUCUUGCACAAGAAGGUUUCCCGGUAGAAACGUGAUAAAAUGCAUGGAUAUGCUCCUCUGUAUGUGCUGUUUAGGUUGUGAAAACUCUUUUGGUUUCCACCUGUGAUAAAAAAACGGCAGCAUAGGAGUGAAUAACAUGUUAUUAUUGUACGCAUCCUGCUGCAUUCAUUCUCAGAUUUAUCAGUAUGCUAAUAUAUUAGCAUUCAGAAACCCCCCCGUGACCCAAUCCCUUCUUUUCUCCCACUCCCCUACUGCUGCUUGCUCCAUUGAUGCUGUAUUGACUCCGCUUGCUGCUGACCUUGUUAAUAUGCGCUGGGUUACUUUCUCAUAAAUAUUUCAAGUCAAUGUUUUCAGGCUUCUGAAAACAACCUGUCAGUAGAAAGCCUGUUUCAUCCUGCGUUGUGCAGGCGUUGCGCUGUGCUGCUUUUGUAGCCCCGACCUCCUACAUGACAGGAUCGGCCGGGCUGAGGCCUCGCCCUCCUCCGCCUGACAAGGUUAAUUGUUCUCUGUUGUUUGGCCUGUCCUUCCCCAACUUUGAGAGGUGUCAAACCAGCGUAGCUACUUGCACCACAGCACCUUUCCAGAGUGCUUUUUUAAAUAUAGCUGGGGGUCUAAAUUAGGGCUGGGCAAUAAGGCAAUAUUAGAACAUGGAGAUGUAGAACAUGUCCACCAUUCAAGAGAGAUGGUGGUGUCGACUCAUUCUACCUGUUGCAGUUCUGUGGAUAGUCACAUGUGUAGAGCUCCAAUGGUGACCAGGCGCCAAACAAACCAUGUAUCUGCCACAUUGAAAAAGAAUCAAAGUUUUCCAUUUUAAAAGUUUCCUUUUUAAUCCUGAGCCUUUUCAAGCCAUUGUUAAUUUUUUGCAUCAAGCACAGACUGGUGGACUGGAGGUCUUUUUAAAGUCAUCGUUCUUGUUUGAUGUUCAUUUGCACAAAUUGUCAAAUAUCAAACAGGUUGAAAUCUGUUCAAAAAGGUUCUUUGGCGUAAAUGAUCUAUUAUUGUUUAUCUUUGUAGACUUCAUUUUUAAAGGGAAAUUUAGUCUGGAUUUACAGGCCAGUAACUUUCAAAAUAAAUAGUUUUAAAUCAAGAUUGUGAUUCUGCCAAAAUAUGAAUUUAUUAUUUCAUCGCCUACUCCUGAUUUAAAAGUUGUUGCAGGAUUUUAAUAGAGUUCUAAUUUGGCAAUUAAUAGCAGUGGGUUAGCGGUUAGCUCUUUGCCUCCUCUGCCUGUACAUGAAUAAAAGAGCUGACACCGUGUUUACUUGAAUAGCUGUGUUAGUGACAGUUGUAUCACAGCAAUACAGAUGUAAUUAAUUUGCUUGACAUGUGUGUACCAAAAAGGGUUAAAUCAUCUGACAGUGAGACCGUUAAUAAACUGUAGUAGAGAGUAUUACUUGAGGAAACGUAAUCUGUACAUUUGGGUCAUUUGAGUUUUAUGAGGUAUUCAGUUACAACAUGAUGUCACAAUCAAAUUGCAUUACGAGGUUGGAUUGCUGCCUUUCCUGCGGCCCAGCCUCGUUCAAAUGGCCACUCUGGAAAUAAUGAGGCUUCUGGAUCUUACAGACCUUUCCCCCUGAACACUGACAGGAUCACUCCCACAAAGAACACUUCCUGUCACAUGUAAAGGUGAUACAAUCCAGCUGUCAGUCCGAGCCCCUAACUUUGAUAAUCUCUCUAAUAGUGUCACAGCAUUUCCUGUUUUUAAGUACAUAACACACCCUGGAAUAUUUCAUAUUUAAAGUGCAUUCCGAUUGCUUAUGCUUUGUCAAGUGUGUGCAUAGUGGCGUUUAUCUCUGAGACGACAUUAUAGCAAGCUUAGUGUAGUGGAGUCUGUGUAAACAUUACUGAACUUUGCGGUUAACAGCACUUGAGGCCAGCUGGAGGAUCUAUUUCUCUAUGCUAUGCAUCCUACUUUAGAAAACAGUGAAAGCUCUAUCAACCUGAACUUGAAUGAUGUUUCAGUCCACUGUAAGGUUUUCACAAUCUAAUUUUUGUCAGUAUUUACACUUACAAGUAAAAUUCUGAACUAAACAUAAUAUAAAAAAAUUCAGACAAAAUUAAAGUCUCAUGAAAGAUGUUCUCACAGACAUAUCAUGAAUAUUACAAGUACCUGCAAACGCAAGUGUACACACAUUAUAUCAUUUAUUUCUCAGAGAACUUUCUAGUUGGUGUCUUUUUCUCUUUCAGUCCCAUCAUAAUUACAUUUCUUGUGCUGUUUUCUGAUAAAAAUAUUGGAUUAGUUUUCAAGAAGAGUUACGAGUUAUUUUGUGUUUUUCUGAGAAUUAAGCUAAAUAUGUUUGUCACUGAAAGCAGGUUUGGAAACCAGCUGUUUCUAUGGAGAACAGAAAGUCAAACUGUGUCGUAAGAUAAUAAAAUUACAAAAUGGAUCAAAAGAUGACAUCAAAGAGAAAGAGUAUUUAAGUAUUUAAAUAGGCAGAGUUCCUUGAAAAGUGUCCUUCAAAUCUGUUGCUUUUAUUCUUCGCUCUUUGGCCCCUUUUUUAAACUCUUUCUCGGUUUCUUGAAUAAAAUUCUCAAAACGUAAUCACGUCUCUCGAGUCAAGACGUUGUAUGGAAACUCCUUUAAAUGGGCUUUAAUUGAAACAUUUAUCCCAAACUGACUGAUGCUGCGAGCUCAUCACUGGUCUUUGAGUUAUAAUUGACUUAAAAACAGUCCUCUCAGACUGUUUACUCUGCAUAUUUCUCAGAACACAUGUAUGUACUGAAAAAGAGACAUUCAGUCAUGUUCUUCAGAGUGGUUAGACUAAUUUUAAGUAUUCAUUGGAUUCAUCUCUUCCUUGAGUAAAACAAAAGGAUAAAUCACUUCUUAAAAAUGGUUCACUGUCUUGUUUGUUGAUACCUUACAGCUUAAGUGUCCCUUAACUACUCCUAACUUUCCUGCAGACAUUGAACUCAUCCUUACCUACACUGUGCGCUAAACUACAAGCAAACAUGUAUAUUUUCCUGCAUUUUUAAGGACUUCUCAAGCUGUGUCACUUUGAGCUGCUGUUGAUGCUUUUUUUGUGUCUGUUCCUCUGGUUCUGAUGCCAACGACUGAUGAUCUCUCUGUUUUUUUGUCUCUUGCCAGGAGCGCAAUAGAAAUAAACAGUAACCUUCAAGCAAGCUCUCUGCUAGAACUGCAACACUAAUGACGUAGGACCUUAAUACAAAAUGAUUGCCUAACCAGAAGGAGGAAAGGCUCUCUCAAUCUUUCCGCUGAAGACGACAAUGUAUCUGAACACUUGAACAUGACAAUAGAUGGACUCAUCUGUAUCCGUUGACUGGUGAAUCAAAUCUGUGUUCCCGUCUCACGAGAAAAAGAACGUAACCCACUUUGAAACUAAAGCACUUUCAGUCCUCCUGAACAGCCUCUACCAUUACCCUUAACUCUGUGUUCUUCUUCUUCUUCUUCUAUGAUUUUGUUUGUGAACAACUAACUGACUAACCCGAGUAGUCAGGAGAUUUCACAAGGCUUAUUUGUAAUUUUUUUAAAUGCCUCAAAUGUUUGGGAUAUAGGCGAGCUUCAUGAAGAGAAUUAAAGAUGAUAUAUAGAUAAAUUAAUCUUCUACUUGAAUCUGUAUUCAGCUGUCUAAUCAUCCUCAGACAGAGGUUUGGAUGAUUGACAGGUGGGACGAAAUAAUUGGGAAACAGCCACAAUCAUGCCAAUCAUAGGAUGAAUCCUUCCCUCUACCUGUUCCCUUCUUUCUGCAUCUGUUUCUGUGUACCAAAAGAUUACAAUUAUGCAGCAGGCUGGCAAUCACCGGCCAGUGCACAAACUUUUUUUUGUUUCUCUCGUGAUUCUGUCAUUCUGAAGUGCAUUUGUCUGAGGAGAAACCUGCUGCUCCGGUGUUGAUGUACUCUGCUGUAUCUCAGGCUCAAUCUGACUGACUGUCCUUAACAGCUAUUAGCACUUUUGGGAGAACCCCCCCCACACACACAUCACCUUCUUCUUUCUGCUUGGCUUAACUGGGAUUCCCCCCAAAACAGCAAGACAUCAACUGCAAGGACGUGACAGUUUUCUCCUCUAGGUGACUCACUAGCUAAAUAAAAUUACCCAUGUUUAGCGCAAA